UUUUUUUUUUCUACUUUUCAUAUUUAUUUCUUUUCUUAUGUACACUGUGGGAAGUCACAUCCAAUCAUGCCUAUAUAUCCCUUUAUUCAUGUAGCGAACUCUCCAGAAAUGCAUUGUGUAAAGUAGUUAUUCCACUCUUACCUUUAGCACACAGUAAUCGACAAAGUAGUGAAGUGAUCGAAGUGUAAAAUCAUGGCAAUUCCUAAUAUACGGAUCCCUACUCGACAGGUGUUCAUCGACGGUGAAUGGAGGGAACCCGUUAAGAAGAAUCGGUUACCCAUCAGCAAUCCGGCAACUGAAGAGACUAUCGGGGAUAUUCCGGCAGCUACAGUGGAGGAUGUCGAUAACCCUGUCAAAGCUGCACGGAGAGCGCUUCGUCGAGAUGAUUGGGGUUCUACAACUGGAGCACAGCGCGCUAAGUAUCUUCGUGCUAUUGCUGCUAAGGUACAGGAGAGAAGGCCUGAACUUGCUACACUUGAAACUAUUGAUAACGGAAAGCCCUUAAACAUACUAACGGGAUUGGGACAUGAAGCUGGUUCUCCUUUGGUACUGUUGACAAGAUUGCAUUUACAGGAAGUGGCCCAAUAGGGGUCAAGAUCGUGACCGCUGCAGCUCAACUUGUUAAACCCGUCAUUCUUGAGCUUGGUGGGAAGAGUCCAAUAGUUGUGUUUGAUGAUAUUCAUGACCUUGAUAUAGCUGUUGAGUGGACUCUUUUUGGCUGCUUUUGGACAAAUGGUCAAAUUUGCAGUGCAACAUCUCGUCUAAUAUUACAGGAAACAAUUUGUAACACCUCAUAAAAGUCGUGCAUGAAUUAGCCUUUAAUAGAGUAUUCUUAGACUUAAAAAAAACUUGAAAAUUUUUCUAAGUGUAACUUAGAGUCAUUUUAGCUGGUAAUGUUCGAGAUACAACUUUUUAACCUUUCCGACCUCCGUUUUUAGAUUUUCAAGUUGCAUUACGAUCGGACAAGCUCAUAGUACAUCUUGGAUAAGUUUCGGAAUUUUUCAGAAUGCAUAAGGCUGCAUUUGGAUUUCAAAACAGUAGUAAAACGCAUAGCCU
Capsicum annuum is the source of this 1056-nucleotide messenger RNA. Its product is annotated as aminoaldehyde dehydrogenase 2-like. Gene Ontology annotation, molecular function: oxidoreductase activity. The transcript has a single exon. The record is from RefSeq and is a predicted model, not a curated record. Lineage: Eukaryota; Viridiplantae; Streptophyta; Magnoliopsida; Solanales; Solanaceae. Bases 193 to 588 code for a protein of 131 amino acids.